AUGCCCGCGCCGCCGUUCCUCGUCGGCCUGAGCGCGGGGGCGUCGCUCACCGCAAUCGUCCGCGUCGUCUCGACCGCGGGCGACCGCGGGAGGAAGCCGAAGUCGUCGUCAACCGCCGGCGGCGACGCGCGGGGUGGGGGUGGAGACGACGACAGCGCGUCGAAGACGAAGAAAAAGAAUGUCAUCGCCGACGCGUCCUCUUCUCGCCGCCCUCGCCUCGUCGUCAAGCCGAAGCCGUUCGUGCGCGCGCCGGAGGAUCCGCCCCCGGACGACCCGUGCCCCAAGUGCGGCGGCGGCGGACGCGCGACGUGCGUCGAGUGCGCGGGGAGAGGGCGGACCAACUACCCGAAUCAGGCGAUGCUCCCGCCGAGCGCGUGGCCGGAAUGGUGCGGGUACUGCCGCGGCAGCGGGAGGAUAUACUGCGCGAGCUGCUCGGGGUUGGGGAAGAAGCGCGGGAAGAUCGGGUUCGAUCUGAACGACUGA
Micromonas pusilla CCMP1545 is the source of this 483-nucleotide messenger RNA. RefSeq lists its product as uncharacterized. Lineage: Eukaryota; Viridiplantae; Chlorophyta; Mamiellophyceae; Mamiellales; Mamiellaceae. Bases 1 to 483 code for a protein of 160 amino acids. The transcript has a single exon. The record is from RefSeq and is a predicted model, not a curated record.